CAGAUUCACGCACUCUUACACGCGCGCUCGCCGCCAUGGCCGCCUGCGCCGCGCCGCCGCCCCCGCCCCCGCUCGUGCUGCUGUUGCUGCUGGUUGCGCUGAUGGGCACGCUUCCGCUCCCCGCUUACGCCGCCAGCGCCGCCGACGGCGACACGCCGCGACGCGACGCCGACCUCAAAAACGCAGAAGGCCUUGAAAAACAUGGGGCGCGGCCCGAAGGAGAGAAGGUGGACCCAGGGAUCCAGUUCUUCCGGCCGGGGCCCGCGCACAAGCUCUGGCCCUUCGACGGCCGCAUGCCCUGCACCUGCGAGGGCUUCGGCUGCGGAUGCUGCGCGCAGAUGGUCGUCUCCAGCUUCAACUUCAACCGAACAGGGUGCAUGAACCUGACGUACGAGCCCUACGAGUUCGCAGUGGUGGCGCGCCUCUUCUUCGGGGAGACGAUGCUUUACGAGCGGAGCUUCUCAGGCAAGAACCCUCCGCCGGCGUGCGUGCCGGUGCCCGUGCCGUACGUGCCGAGCGUGGACUUCUGCGUGCAGUUCUUCGACAUCUACACGCCGGGCCGCAACCUGCACCUGUGCAUGGACUGGCUGGCGCGGCUGCAGCGCGCCCCGGUCGUCGUGCUGCACUUCGACUGCAUGCGCAUGGGCAGCGACGGCAUCGCCCUGCUCAAGCCAGAGGACGGCGACGGCCUGCCGCCGUCCACGCCCGCGCCCUCGCCCGCGCCGCCCGCGCCCCCGCCCGAAGCCCCGCCCGACGACAUCUACGACGAGGUGGCGCCCGGGCGGAACAACACGCUGCGCGACGCCGACGCCGUCGACCCCCAGGACGAGGGCGAUGACGAGGGCGAGGGCGAGGGCGAGGACGGCGCUGCUUCCAACUCCACCGCUCCAAGUCCUCUCCCCGAGCAUCUCACUGAGUCUGCCCCAGAUAUACUCGCUCGCGAAGGAUCAGUCACAAAUACGCCACUAGAACCCCAUAAUUAUACAAAACAAGAAAUCGAAGAUAAAAGCUCCAAUUCGAGCGAAACUAGCUGA
Molecule: messenger RNA, 1034 nt
Organism: Gryllus bimaculatus (two-spotted cricket)
Lineage: Eukaryota; Metazoa; Arthropoda; Insecta; Orthoptera; Gryllidae
Source: the annotation of a GenBank genome assembly